UCCACGGCAAACUCAACUUGGAAUGAGAAGGAACGGGCCGCCCAGCCAAAUUGUGCAUCGUGAUGUAAAGGGGAGGCGAGGGGGGAGAAAAAAUGGAGGGGACGGCGGCGGAGGGUCAGGCCAAUCCCCAGAAGCGGGUGAGGUUCCGGGUGGCUUCGGGGAGCAGCGGUCGCGUGCUGAAAGAGAUGUUCAAAAAUGAGGGGCCCAGCGACUCGCUCGACUCGGACUGCACCAGCAGCUCGGCGGCCAGCGGGGACGGACCCCCCUACGGGGGGUACCUGGGAUCCGAGCUGGAUGACAGCGAGAGCGAACCUGACGAGCUGUUGGUGUAUGCUGCUGGCGCCGCCAAGGACCGGACGUUCACCUCCAAAAGGGUCAAUAUACUCAGCAAGAAUGGCACUGUGAGGGGGGUCAAGCACAAAGUGAGCGCAGGCCAGGCGCUCUUUGAAAACCUCCCACAUUGCAACAAUGUGCAGUUAUUGCUGGAAUUCGGUCGGAUGGUCAUCUACACCACCAGCUUCCGUGUGGUGAGGACCACCUUCGAGCGCUGCGAGCUGGUACGCAAGAUCUUCCAGAACCACAGGCUCAAGUUCAUGGAGAAAAACAUCGCUCUGGACAGCGAGUACGGCAAGGAGCUGGAGGAGCGCUGCAAGCGGGUGGGAGAGCCUCCGUCGCUGCCUGUCGUCUUCGUAGACGGACACUACCUCGGGGGUGCUGAGAAGAUACUGAACAUGAACGAAUCCGGAGAACUGCAAGAUCUUCUAACAAAAAUUGAGCGGGUGCAGCACCCUGAGACGUGCCAGAGCUGCGGGGGCUUCGCCUUCGUCCCUUGCCCAACGUGCCAUGGCAGCAAGAUGUCUGUGUUCCGCAACUGCUUCACGGACUCCUUCAAAGCCCUCAAGUGCACUUCCUGUAACGAGAAUGGACUGCGGCCUUGCGGGAGCUGCAGCCAGUGAGCAUGUCAAGUGCCUGAACACAUCUCUUCUCUUCCAGGGACUUCCACCGCAAAAAAAUGACUCUUCCCUGCUCUAUUGCCAUUGUGAUUAAAAAAAAAUUGUAAUAAAACGUACGUUUUGUGCAUUUGGUCAAUACGUGAUUGACAUGACUGAGAAAGAAACAAGAAGCUCCUGUUACUAAUUUAUUGUAGAAAUCACAUCACAUCACUGCAUAUUCAUACAGAAACUCCCACAUAGCAUAAAAAAAUCUCCCCUAUUGGCUGUGAGUAGUACGGGGAUGACAUCAGAGCAAUCUGGUUGGAUGCUGAGUAAAGUGCUUUGAGGCUAAAAAGCAAAUAUGUGUCUCUCAGCAAAUACAUGUAAAUGAUAAAAAAAAAAAAAAUGAACAUCACGAGUGUGAAUGCUUGUGUCUCAUCAUUCAACAAAAAAAAAAAGUGCAUUUCAAUAUGUGCAAUCACCUUAGUGUGAUUGGUUGUCUCAGCAGCGAACCGGUAUUUGUUUUGACAUGCAAUCCUGUUAGUGUGAAUGCAUGUCUCUCAGCAAUCAUCGAUUAAAUGUUUUUUUUUUUUUUUUUUUUAGACACACAAUCGGAUUUGUGUCAGUGCUCGUCACUCAGCAAUUUACAGAACAGGAAAAAUUGCCUUUGGAGCACUGCAGCAUGAUUGUAGAUGCUUUUCUUUUUUUUCUAAAAACAAAAUGGCAGUCAUGAAAAUGCUAAUCUCUCACCAUUCAGAGAAUAUUAAACAAAUUUG
Phycodurus eques (leafy seadragon) is the source of this 1708-nucleotide messenger RNA. It is a transcript of the gene grxcr1a, whose product is annotated as glutaredoxin and cysteine rich domain containing 1 a. The record is from RefSeq and is a predicted model, not a curated record. Bases 93 to 956 code for a protein of 287 amino acids. Gene Ontology annotation, biological process: sensory perception of sound. Lineage: Eukaryota; Metazoa; Chordata; Actinopteri; Syngnathiformes; Syngnathidae. The transcript is spliced from 4 exons.